AACAAGAAAAUUCGGUUGGCAAAAACUAUGCCGUUUUGUUGUCCCUCUCAGCUGCCUUAGGCUUCUUAUCUCUUUCUGUGUGUCUCCCAUACCAUUGAAAACAGUGUGCACAACAUGAACACGCUAAUCCCAACGUCUCUCUGCAACACCAAAAUUACAAGGUUCCGUUUCAUUCCAAUCCUCAGAAACAGCUUGUCCCAUGCUCAAGCUCGCACCAAAAGCUUCAAAAUACAUGCCAGUUCCAGUGAAGUAGAUGCACAAACAGUAGAGGAACCCAAGGAAGAGACACAAGCAGAACCCACUGGAGCAAGCAAGUCCUCCACCGCUGCUCCUCUUGCAUUAGACAAAGACCUUAAAAAGGUUGCUCAAAAGACUGCUGCAACCUUUGCACCAAGGGCUUCCACUGCUACCAAAAACCCUGCUGUACCUGGAACUGCCUUGUACACUGUUUUUGAAGUUCAAGGUUAUGCCUCAAUGUUGUUAGGUGGAGCUCUGUCUUUUAAUCUCAUCUUCCCAUCAAAUGAACCGGACCUAUGGAGACUAAUGGGAAUGUGGUCUAUUUGGAUGUUCACAAUUCCUUCCCUCCGAGCCCGAGACUGCUCAAAGAAUGAGAAAGAGGCUCUUAACUACCUGUUUCUCCUCGUCCCAUUAAUCAAUGUUAUAAUUCCAUUCUUUUGGAAGUCCUUUGCAGUUGUCUGGUCUGCAGAUACUAUAGCCUUCCUUGGAAUGUAUGCAUGGAAAUUUGGGUGGCUGCAGAGAACAGACUAGGAAGUCAAAUUGAUGGCUGCCUUCAGUUGGAUAAUAAUCUCAUCACUGUCAUGGAUUCUCAAUUUUAUAACCUUGUGAUGCAUGUCUGACAUGAAAUUUAUUAAAGCCUACCAUUGCCCAACUAGCUAUCAAGAUGAAGAUGAUUUGUGAAUUAACAGGGCAGCAGGAUUGCCUCACCAAGGCGAAUGAAACAAGAUACCUUCCUCUUUCUUCUAAACAUGUAAUGAUAAAUAUAUACCAAGUUACUGUGAAUGCUUCAAAGUUUGGGAUCUAGGAAAAAUUUUCAUGUUUUUUCUACUUGUUCUCUUCUUCCCUUUUGUUCAUGUUUAGGAUGUAUAUGGUUCAAAGUUCAUAUGGAAAAACUAAUUAAUGAUAAAUUUGUAUAU
Quercus lobata is the source of this 1154-nucleotide messenger RNA. It is a transcript of the gene RPH1, whose product is annotated as resistance to phytophthora 1. Gene Ontology annotation, cellular component: chloroplast. Bases 115 to 768 code for a protein of 217 amino acids. NCBI's taxonomy places the organism in Eukaryota, Viridiplantae, Streptophyta, Magnoliopsida, Fagales, Fagaceae. The record is from RefSeq and is a predicted model, not a curated record. The transcript has 4 exons. Gene Ontology annotation, biological process: defense response.